This is a messenger RNA of Portunus trituberculatus (swimming crab), 663 nucleotides long. RefSeq names its product zinc finger protein 771-like. Gene Ontology annotation, cellular component: nucleus. The transcript is spliced from 3 exons. Gene Ontology annotation, molecular function: RNA polymerase II transcription regulatory region sequence-specific DNA binding; DNA-binding transcription factor activity, RNA polymerase II-specific. Bases 1 to 663 code for a protein of 220 amino acids. Gene Ontology annotation, biological process: regulation of transcription by RNA polymerase II. The record is from RefSeq and is a predicted model, not a curated record. NCBI's taxonomy places the organism in Eukaryota, Metazoa, Arthropoda, Malacostraca, Decapoda, Portunidae.
AUGCGUUACUAUUACGAGCGUCAUAUGAAGUGCCACCUGGCGGAGAAGGAGCACCAAUGCCCCUACUGCCCCUUCAGAGCCUCCUACAAGUGGAACCUCAAGAGCCACAUUGGCCUCCUUCCUCUCCCCCGGCGUGAGUACCGCUUCCACGGCCAGGUAGACUCACCUUACCGCUGCUGCUGGUGCGGGAAGACCUCCACCACCCGCUAUGAUUACCAGAAACACCUCAGAACUCACACAGGAGAAAAGCCCUUCCUCUGUCCCGUCUGUCCUUUCCGAACGGGGGAUCGCUCAAGCCUCUCUAAGCACGCUGGGGUGGUCAGGCUGGACGCGGGGAGGGUGGUAAAGGGGAGCGGCAUAACUCCCGUGUAUUAUCUUGACCGGGUGGAGAUGCUGCAGUGUCCCCUCUGCGGCCGUGUCCUCCACAACCGCGGCAGGUUCAGGAGCCACCUCGAGUAUUGCCGCCGCGCCUCCAACCCUCAGUUCACCUGCCAAACCUGCCACAAGUCCUUCGCGUACCGUAAAGACCUGGAGAAGCACGAGCGCACACACACUGGGGAAAGGCCCUACACGUGCCAUUACUGUCCCUUCAGGUUCGCAGACCGCAGCAGUCUGGUGAAGCACCGCCGUAGGCACCACCCGUCACCGCCGCCGCCCCCGUAA